AUGGAUGCUGCAAUCGAAAAGAGAAAGACUUCGGUCGACGAUUCAAUAGCAACAAAACAAAAUGAGGUCGAGAAGCAAGCACAGCUGGGUGACCUAUGGCGCGCCUUUCAAUUCGCCGACCGUCUCGACUGGGUGUUGAACGUCAUAUCCCUCAUUUGUUCCAUCGCGAGCGGAGCAGCUAUGCCCGUCAUGGCUAUUCUAUUCGGAAAGGCCACCGGUCGUCUGGCAGACUUCGGUGGAGGCUCUGCCGACCCUGACGAGUUCAAAUCCGAGGUCAACUCGUUUGUGCUCUGGUUCAUCUACCUCUUUGUAGGCAAAUUCGUCCUCGCCUACGUCGCCACGACAGCCAUCACCAUAUCCGGCGUCCGAACAACACGAGUACUUCGAGAGAGAUUCCUCCAAAAGCUGCUGCGGACAGAGAUAUGGUACUUUGAUACCGCCAAGGUUGGAUCCCCUGCAACCCAGAUGACUACCAACGUGACACGCAUCAAUCAAGGGAUAGCCGAGAAGUUAUCACUUCUAGUCCAGGGACUCGCCAUGUUUGCCUCGGCCUUUGUGGUAGCCAUAGCAGUCCAGUGGAAGCUGGCUCUCAUCACCCUCACCGUUGUGCCCCUUUUCUUCCUCAUCAUGGGCGUCUUUAUGUCGCUCGAUGCUCCCAUAGAAGCAAAGGUCACGGGUACUUACUCGAAAGCCAACGUCUUUGCACAGGAAGUCAUGGCUUCUAUUCGAACUGUCCACGCGUUCUGGGCACAGGGCAGAAUGAGCGAGCGAUACGACAACUAUCUCAAGGAAGCUCAUACCCAUGGGAAGAAGAAGUCACUAAUCUAUGGUAUCAUGAGCUCAUCGACGUACUUUUGUAUGUACUCUGGAAAUGCUUUGGCUUUCUGGCAAGGCUUUCGUAUGUAUCGAAGUGGAGAGAUUGACUCCGUUGGUACUGUCUUUACUGUCGUCCUAUCUGUUCUUCUUGCCUCGUCCUCCAUUGGUCUUCUAUACCCUCAAAUCCCAGCUCUGGUCAACGGUGCAGCAGCUGCAUCCGAGCUCUUUCAAAUCUUUGAUAAGCCUUCCUUACUCGAUCCUCUUUCGAACGAAGGACAAGUUCCUGAGGCGUGCAACGGACAUAUUCAGGUUGAGAACAUCUCGUUUUCCUACCCUUCACGACCGGACACACAGGUGCUGAAAGAUAUCAGCUUGGACAUCCCAGCCGGCAAGACUACGGCUUUCGUAGGUGCGAGUGGUUCAGGUAAGAGUACAAUUAUCGGACUCUUGGAGAGAUGGUAUUUGCCAUCCAGCGGCUGCUUACUACUCGAUGGCGUGGAUAUAUCGACACUCAACGUGAAGUGGUUUCGAUCUCAGAUGGCUCUUGUUCAACAGGAACCAGUGCUCUUCCGAGGUACCGUAUUUGAGAACGUUUCAAAGGGCUUUACCGACAGCCAGAAAGCUCUUCCUGUGCAGGAGCAGAGGGCGCUCGUCCAGGAAGCGUGCGAGGCUAGCUACGCUCAUGACUUUAUUCAGAAUCUUGAGCAUGGCUAUGACACCUAUCUUGGCGAGCGGGGUGGCACUCUAAGCGGCGGUCAAAAGCAAAGAAUCGCUAUUGCUCGUAGCGUUGUCUCCAACCCCAAGAUCCUCCUCCUCGACGAAGCUACCAGUGCUCUUGACCCCAACGCGGAACGCAUUGUGCAGAAAGCGUUGUCACGCGUUUCCCAACAGCGAACGACACUUGUUAUUGCCCAUAGACUUUCGACUAUCAAGGAUGCUGACAAUAUCGUGGUAAUAUCUUCUGGGCAAUUUGUUGAGCAGGGCACUCAUGAGGACCUCCUUGCGCUUGACUCCCAUUACGCUCGGCUUAUCCGUGCACAGAACCUUGCUGUGGCCGGACACGAGACCAAGGCUGGCAUAAGUGCUGAAGAGAGCCCCGAUGCAUUUGAUACAGACGAUGAGGUGCGUCGCGUUAUGACAGCGCAGACUCACAAGUCCCGGGACGUCGAAGGCCAGGAUUCGACGCCCAAGGACCGAUCUAUCCUAUCAAGCAUAUUCCUCGUUAUCAAGGAACAGAAGGCUCUUCGUCCUUACAUUAUCACGUCUGCUCUUUGCUGCACUAUUGCUGCGGCGACAUGGCCCGGUCAAGCUGUUCUAUUUUCGCGAGUCAUUACAGCCUUCUCAGCCGACACCUCGGCUUCGGAUGUCAACUUCUACGCUCUUAUGUUCUUUGUCAUCGCGCUUGGAAACCUUGUUUGCUAUGGUAUCAUUGGCUAUAUUGCCAACCAUGUCGCACAAGCCAUCUCAUACCAGUACCGCUUGGAACUGUUCACUCGUAUGGUUGGACUGGACAUUGAAUUCUUUGACCGUCCAGAGAACUCCUCAGGUGCCUUGGCGUCCACGUUGUCAUCAAUUCCUACACACCUCCAGGACCUUUUAGGUCUCAAUAUUUUUGUGAUCGUGGUGAUAAUCGUUAACAUCACUGCCAGUUCGAUUCUGGCAAUUGCGUAUGGAUGGAAGCUCGCCCUUGUCAUGGUUUUCGCUGCGUUACCUCUGCUUAUGGGAUCUGGAUACUUCAAAGUCCGCCUUGAGUCUAGACUACAUGUCAGUAACGAGGAGCGAUUCAAAGAAAGCGCCAGUCUCGCUAGCGAAGCUGUUUCUUCUUUGCGAACUGUCGCAUCCUUGAACGCUGAGACAGACUUCAUCAAUCAGUAUUCCGAUACCCUUUCUAGCAUUGUUAUUAAGACUAUCAAGUCACUGUCUGUUUCCAUGAUUGCGUACGCAUUCUCACAAUCGAUUGAGUUUCUUGUCAUGGCUCUUGGUUUCUGGUAUGGUUCAAGGCUCAUGGCGUCUGGCGAGUAUACUUCCGAGCAGUUCUUCCUUAUCUUCAUGGGUGUCUUGUUCGCGGGGCAGGCUGCCAGCCAACUGUUUGCCAACUUGACUAGUCUCACCAUGGCCAAGGGCGCCGCCAAUUACUUAUUCAACUUGCGAGAGGAGAAGACCGUCAUUCGUGAGACCAAUGACAACAAGGACAAGUGCCCUGAUUUCGAUCAACCUAUGGGCGUGACCGAUGUGCACUUUCAGUACAAGAGCAGAAGCACAAAGGUUCUCCAAGGUCUGUCAAUGGAUAUCAGCCCUUCUCAGUUCGUCGCCGUCGUCGGCCCCAGUGGCUGCGGCAAGUCAACUCUGAUCUCACUGUUGGAGCGAUACUACGACCCGACUACUGGUAAGAUUUGUGUGGGUGAGCAAGACAUCAAGGACAUGUCUCCUCGACAGUUCCGCUCCCAGAUGUCCAUAGUCCAGCAAGAGCCUAUUCUCUACGAAGGGUCUGUGCGUGAAAAUAUCUUGAUGGGCCUGGAAGGUGAUGCCACAGACAAAACCGACGAAAGACUCAACGAAGCUGCUCGACAAGCCAAUAUCCUUGAAUUUGCAUCGUCCCUGCCCGAAGGAUUCGACACUCCCUGUGGUCCUCGCGGCACAGCCUUUUCCGGUGGCCAGCGUCAACGUAUCGCCAUUGCACGAGCCCUUAUCCGCAAGCCGAAACUACUUCUUCUCGACGAGGCUACUUCAGCACUGGACACCCAUUCUGAGAAGCUGGUUCAAGAAGCUCUGGAGCAAACGAGGAAGGAGAGUGGCUGCAGCGUGAUAGCUGUGGCUCACAGACUGUCAACUAUUCGAGAUGCAGACAUCAUAUUUGUCCUUGUUGGUGGAAAGGUGGCUGAGGUUGGAACGCAUGAGGAUCUCCAGGCCAGGAGGGGUGUUUAUGCGGACAUGUGCCAGGCCCAGUCUUUAGAUAGAGAGACUGGCGAUUCAUAG
Molecule: messenger RNA, 3792 nt
Organism: Fusarium pseudograminearum CS3096
Lineage: Eukaryota; Fungi; Ascomycota; Sordariomycetes; Hypocreales; Nectriaceae
Exons: 4
Coding region: 1-3792 (1263 amino acids)
Biological process (GO): transmembrane transport
Cellular component (GO): membrane
Molecular function (GO): ABC-type transporter activity; ATP hydrolysis activity; ATP binding
Source: RefSeq, a predicted model, not a curated record